GAGCCGCCAUGUUGCCUGUUUGAGGUCGCGUCGGAAUUACACAAAUUUGUAUCCUUUUAUCGUUGUGCGCUAUUAAAAGCGACUUUUUCGGUAUAAAAUAGUGUCCCAAGUGUAUGUUGUGCAAUAAUUUGACAAUAGUUUUCGAAAAAACUUUACUUAAGAUAGGUAAAAUCGCUCGUCAAAAAUUGUUCCUCUGAUUCUGACGGAAGAUGGUUGUAGGCUGUCGCACAGUGUAGUCGACAGGCCGGACUAGUCGAAGUUCAUAAUGGCCGAUGGUUGACUUUAAGUUUUGAUUAUUUUGUGCCUUCGGAAAUGUAUCGACCAUCGAACACUCGGUAUAUGAAGCGAUUUAUGCUGAUUUCCUUCGGAAAAACAAUGUUUUUCUAUUUGUAUCCGAAAUAACGCGGCUCCGAUCGCAUUUGUAUUGGUCAGGCCAGAGCUUUGGCUUGUUAAAAUCGAGAGCCUCGAUUAUUAUAUCCCGACCGAUAUGGCCGAUCAUCUAGUGGAUGGGCCCCCCAAUGCCAAAAGGCAAAAAUUGGACCACUUUCCUGGUCCCUCGGACUCCUCCGCUUACAACAACUAUGGGUUGGGAUCCACAGAAUCAACUCAAGGUGGUGGUGUGUUCAAUCCUAGGAACCAGUGGAACUUUAGCCAAAAUCAAAAUGUCCUAGCAAAUAUGCUAGACUUGGAGAAUGAUUUGCCUGACGAAUUGAUUUCAUCGUCUUCAUGGCUUCCUGAUCAUAUGGGAAAUCAAAAACCACCUGCCCAAGGUCCAGGGCCUGGUGGGAUGCAAAAUGGCAUAGACAACACUGACGCCAACACCCUAAGACAAAUGCAAAUUAGUCAUUUGUUGCAACAGAGUAACAAAGGACUUGUUGGUAAUUCCUUAUUAGGUGGAGGUCAGUUGGGAAGUAAAAGUCCCAAUUUACAAUCGCCUCCAAAUGUUUCAGUGUCUAAAGGUGGAGUGGUAGAUCAAAUGAAUCUUGGUAAUUUGCCUUCUGGCAUAGGCAAUGCAGCUGGACUUCAGGCUAUUGCCAACAAUGGAAGUAAUCCACAAGUGAUGAGUUCUAUUCAAGGCUUGAAUAAUACAGCUGGAGGAAGUAUGAUUAUGACCAAUAGUAAUAUAAGUUCCAUUGGAGGAAUGGGUGGUGGAGGUUUGGUUGUCAGUAGUGGGGCUGUCAACAAGCCUCAACUCACUUCAGGACCCAAUAUGAUAUCUGGGCAGCCUCAUCAUCCUGGUAAUCAUAAUAUUCCUCAGGGAUUACAAAAUGGUCCUAUGAUCAAUCGAUUGCCACACAUGAACAGAGCCCCUGGACCUCAUGGAAUCCAUAUAGGUGGUUCACGUCUUCAAAAUUCCAACCUUAUAAUUGGAGGUCCAAUGAAUCAGGGAAUGCCUGGAAAUUCACCUUAUCCUUAUGCCAAUUCCAUGAAUCAAGCUGGCCCACCAGUUGGCGUUGUAACACCCCAGCAAAAAAUUCCAGGCACGAAUCCCAGAUUUGGUGCACCCUCGUCCGGUCCUGUAGGACCAAUGGGGGGCGGACCGAUGGGCGGCGACGGCAGUAUAGUACAAACACAACCUCCGGCACCUUCACCGGCGCAACCGCAAUCCGGAGCGCCAAGCGUUUCGCAGCCGGGACCGCAACAGGCGACUCAGAAUCAACCUGGUCAGCAGGGUGCGGCGCCAGCACCCUCGACAGAUCCAGAAAAACGUAAACUGAUCCAACAACAACUGGUUUUACUACUACACGCUCAUAAAUGCCAACGAAGAGAGUCCACCCAAGCCAAUGGCGAAUCGUGGACGUGUACACUGCCACAUUGUAAAACAAUGAAAAACGUACUUAAUCACAUGACCACUUGCAAUGCCGGUAGGAGUUGUAGUGUGGCGCACUGUAGUUCGUCCAGGCAAAUCAUCAGCCAUUGGAAAAAUUGCGUUAGGCAAGAUUGUCCAGUUUGCCUACCAUUGAAGCAAGCUGAUAAAAACAGAAAUAAUGCAGCAGCGGCGGCAAACGCUCCACAAAAUGCUGUCCAACAGCCUGCUGUUAAUAAUUCUGAAGCUCAAUUGAGAAGAACUUAUGAUACGCUUGGGUUGUCUAAUCCCAGCACUGGUCCUGCCCCGUGUUUGCCCAAUGCGGCGCCACUAAGGCAGGCGCUCAGGUUGCCCAUCAACCCUAACGCUCCACUUCAGAAUCGUGGUCCAACAGGGAUUUUAAGACCUUGUCCUCCUGGCCCACAAAAUGUCGCUCCCAAUGUUAGUUUGGCACCUAAUGUCAGCUUGCCUUUAGGUAGCGACCCAUCUUCGAAUAUAUUAGGACCCAGUCAAGCCAUCAAUCAACAAAAUAGUACUUUCCAACAAAAUGUGAAUAGUGUCAUGAUUGGUUUGGCAAGCGGCGCAGAAGCAGCCAAUCAAGGAUUAGUCAGUCAAUUACCUGGUGGUUUGCAACCGGGACAAGUUACAGCUUCACCAGUAACAGGGACCAAAGAAUGGCAUCAAUCUGUUACAGCUGAUUUAAGAAAUCACCUUGUACACAAAUUAGUCCAAGCAAUUUUUCCAACUCCGGAUCCUCAAGCGUUGCUGGAUAGGCGAAUGCAUAAUCUAGUUGCUUAUGCGAGGAAAGUCGAAGGAGACAUGUACGAAAUGGCCAACUCGCGAUCCGAAUAUUAUCACUUGCUGGCUGAAAAAAUUUACAAAAUCCAAAAAGAACUUGAAGAAAAGAGGCAAAAGAGAAAAGAGCAGGCUCAAGCCCAAGCCCAACAGCAAGGUAUGACUCCAAAUAUUCAAGCUUCUGCUCGGCCUCAAGGCAUGCCACUUCAAGCUAGACAAACUUGCAGGCUAGGAUCUCCAAAUUCUUUGCAACCAAAUUUAGGCCUUCCCUCGUCUGGCAACCAAAUGGUAUUUCCUGUUCAGCAAUCUAAUUCUGCGACGCAACCACAGCAGCCACAACAACAACCUAAUUUGGUAGGAUUACCAGGACCUAGUCCCACAAUUUCCAACCCUGGUUCAUCUCCUUUUGGUAAUCCUCUUUCCCAAGGAAGCACUACAUCAGCUAACCAGUUCACUUCAAACGGACCAAUAAGCUUGCCUCAAGCUUCUCCAGUUGGGGUACAACAAAACCAAUUUGAUAUGGUCAAAAAUAGUAGAGUAUCUCCGUCACCUUCCAGUUUUGGGCAGCAGCAAGCCUCUCAGCAAAUACCAAGUUCUAUUCAGCAAAAUGGUACUCCUAGGUUGCCCAAUAAUGAAAGUGUGACGACUCCUCACGGAACUGCAACGGGACCAAAGUCUGUUAGUUCAUCUAGAGGCCCGUCUCCUUCACCAGCAACGCCGAUACAAGCUUCUCCUAAUACAGCAGCCAGUCUUGGGAAAGGCAUGAGUAGUGCAGAGAGGGCGGCACAAAACGCUCCAAGGCAAUCUAACUUUUCAUCUCAAAUGGCGGCACUUAUAGCUGCGAACGAUAACAAUGACGAUUCGCCGCCCGCUUCUGAAGGAAACAAGGGUAAAUUAGAAAUAAAAUCCGAGCCUAUGGAGAUAAAACAAGAAAUGGAUGAUAAUCAUAGUGAUUCGCAAAGCGAUUCGAAUGUAGGGGGCAAAAAUAUGAAUAGUGAUAUAAAAACUGAAAUUAAAAUGGAACCAGAUAUGGAUAUGAAAUGUGGCAAGCAAAUCAAGGAAGAUCCAGAUGGCCCGGAUAUUAAACCGACAAUGGAUAAUGCUAUUGCCACUUCUAGUACUGAAGGCGGUAAACGAGUCAAGGUUUUUAAACCGGACGAGUUGCGUCAAAAACUGAUGCCAACUUUAGAAAAAUUGUACAGACAAGAUCCUGAAAGUAUACCCUUUAGACAGCCAGUAGAUCCUCAAACGUUGGGCAUUCCUGAUUAUUUUGACAUUGUGAAACGACCUAUGGAUUUAUCGACUAUCAAAAGGAAAUUGGAUAUAGGGACCUAUCAAGAUCCUUGGGAGUAUGUUGACGAUGUAUGGCUGAUGUUUGACAAUGCAUGGCUGUACAAUAGGAAAACUAGUAGAGUUUAUAGAUAUUGUACAAAGUUGUCAGAGGUUUUUGAGCUGGAAAUCGAUCCUGUAAUGCAAUCGAUGGGGUACUGCUGUGGUAGAAAGUACACGUUCAAUCCACAAGUUUUAUGUUGUUAUGGGAAACAGUUGUGUACAAUUCCAAGAGAUGCCAAGUACUAUAGUUACCAAAAUAGCUUAAAAGCCUAUGGACUUGGUUCUGACAGAUACACUUUUUGCCAAAAAUGUUUCAACGAUAUUCAAGGGGACACUGUGACAUUAGGAGAUGAUCCUACUCAAGCACAAACUGCCAUUAAAAAGGACCAGUUUAAAGAAAUGAAAAACGAUCAUUUAGAAAUGGAAGAGUUUGUUCAUUGCAAUGAUUGUGGACGUAAGUUACAUAAAAUUUGUGUUCUACACCACGAAGCAAUAUGGCCACAAGGCUUUACUUGUGACGAAUGUUUAAAAGUGAAAAAUACUAAGCGAAGAGACAAUAGAUACAAUGCCAAAAGAUUAAGCACCUCAAAUUUGAGUGUUUACAUUGAAAAUAGGGUAAACAUAUUCCUGAAAAAGAAAGAAGCUGGCGCUGGAGAUGUUCACAUACGUGUAGUUUCAAGUAGCGAAAAGAUGGUUGAGGUCAAGCAAGGAAUGCGUAGUAAAUUCGUAGACACCGGUGAACUUCCUGCAGAAUUUCCUUAUCGAGCAAAAGCCUUGUUUGCAUUUGAAGAAGUGGAUGGCGUCGAUGUGUGCUUUUUCGGUAUGCACGUCCAAGAAUAUGGAAGCGAAUGUCCUGCGCCCAAUACUAGACGUGUAUACAUAGCCUAUUUGGAUUCUGUGCAUUUUUUCAAACCCAAACAAUUUAGGACUGCCGUAUAUCACGAAAUUCUUCUAGGGUAUUUAGAUUAUGUUAAACAAUUAGGUUAUACUAUGGCUCACAUUUGGGCUUGUCCGCCUAGUGAAGGUGAUGACUACAUCUUUCAUUGUCAUCCUCCUGAUCAGAAAAUUCCUAAACCUAAGAGACUUCAAGACUGGUAUAAAAAGAUGCUCGAUAAAGGUAUCAUUGAAAGGAUUAUUCUCGAUUAUAAAGAUAUUCUCAAACAAGCUAUGGAGGAUAAUUUGCGAUCAGCAGCCGAUCUUCCUUAUUUUGAAGGAGAUUUUUGGCCUAACGUUUUAGAAGAGAGCAUUAAAGAAUUAGAUCAAGAGGAAGAAGAAAAACGAAAACAAGCAGAAGCUGCUGAAGCUGCGAUAUUUUCCUCAAUGGAAGAGAGCGAAGUGGGACCCGAUGGCAAAAAGAAAGGCCAGAAAAAAGCAAAAAAGAGCACAAAGUCUAAAGCAAACCAAAGAAAAAGUAACAAUAAAAAGUCAAAUACUCCUCAGACCGGUAACGAUUUGUCUGCAAAAAUUUUCGCCACCAUGGACAAACACAAGGAUGUGUUUUUCGUUAUCAGAUUGCAUUCUGUUCAAUCUGCAGCAAGUCUGAAGCCAAUCCAAGACCCAGACCAGUUCCUAGGUUGUGAUUUGAUGGACGGUCGCGACGCCUUCCUAACAAUGGCGCGCGAAAAGCACUUCGAAUUUUCAUCCCUGAGACGUGCAAAAUACAGCACGAUGUCCAUGCUCUACGAACUACACAAUCAAGGCCAAGACAAGUUCGUUUACACGUGCAACGAGUGCAAAUCGCACGUGGAAACCCGCUAUCACUGUGUGGCUUGCGAAGAUUUCGACUUGUGCAUACAGUGCUACGAAAAAGUCGGACACCCGCACAAAAUGGAGAAAUUGGGACUGUUGGACGACGCCAGUUCGCCUAGCGAUAAUAACAAGACCAAUCCGCAAGAGGCUAGGAAAUUAUCCAUACAAAGAUGUAUACAAUCAUUGGUCCACGCGUGUCAAUGCAGAGACGCCAACUGUCGCCUGCCAAGCUGUAAAAAGAUGAGCCGCGUGGUGAACCACACCAGAGGCUGUAAAAGAAAAACCAACGGCGGAUGUCCUAUUUGUAAGCAGCUCAUCGCCUUGUGCUGUUAUCACGCCAAGAAUUGUCCGGAAACUAAGUGUCCGGUGCCGUUCUGUCCCAACAUCAAGUACAAACUCAAGCAGCAACAAUUGCAACAGCGGCUACAGCAGGCGCAAUUGUUGCGGAGGAGAAUGGCGGUCAUGUCUAGGACUUCUAGUGUUAUGCCUGGAAAUAAUUCUAGUGGCAUGUCAGGUGGUGGAGGGCAAGUUGGACCUGGAGCAGUCAGUCCUGUUGGAGGAAUGAAUUCUGGUUUGCCGAAUCCGUCAAUGGGCAUUCAAUCCUCGCAUCAGUCAGGUCUCGGUCUGAAACCGGGCGCUCAAACUCCACCAGCUAACGUGCUACAAGUGGUCAAACAAGUACAGGAAGAGGCUGCAAGACAACAAGCUCCGCACGUCGGUUACGGUAAAGGCGUUCCUGGUCAAGUUCCUGGACAAAAUAUGCCACCUCCGCCUAUACGCGGCAUGCCCGGACAUCUAGGAAAUCAAGGUGGUAAUCUAUUGCCGAUGGAUCAAUGGCAACAAAGAUAUCCAGGAGCUGUGGGACCAGGAUUAAGACAACCCGGACAGCCUGGAAUGAAUCCGUCCGGUCAAAUGGGAGGGGCGCCGCCCAACGUGCAAGCGGGCGCAGCCGGCCAGUCCGCUGGGCAAGUGCGUCCCGUCGGUCCCGCUGGAGGCGCUGUCGGAGGUGUCAUGGGAAAUCCUACUGCCGCCGCAGCAGCCGCUGGUAAUGUUCUGCAAAAGCAGGCGUUGCAGCAGCUGAUGCAGACACUCAGGUCGCCUCAGAGUCCCGAGCAGCAGCAGCAAAUUCUAUCGAUACUAAAGGCCAAUCCUCAACUGAUGGCUGCGUUUAUCAAGCAAAGACAGGUUCAGCAAGCUGCGCAGAUGCAAGCGACUGGUGGCAACCCUCCUCAGCAGUUGCAACACAUGCUGACGCAACAAAACGCCGCCCAGCAACAACAGCAGCAGCAGCAGCAACAACAUCCUACGCGUAUGGCGAUGCAAGGAGGGAUGCUGGGCCAGGGACAACCCGGACUUAAUCAAGUUCCAGGUGGUCCCGGCCAACCGAUGAUUCAACAACAACAAUGGUAUAAACAUCAGCAAUUGCUCGCCAUGCAACGUCAACAGCAACAGCAGCACCAGCAGCAGCAACAGGCGGCCCAACAACAAGCGGGCUUCCAGCAGCCCGGCGGCUAUCAACAACGAUUGCCUGGUAUACGUCAGCCUCACAUGGGCUACAAUAAUUCGUUCAACGAUCAGCAAUAUCCGCCCAUGCAAGGUUUGAAACCGACCCCUCCGCCAGUUCCUUCGCCGCAGGGCAUGAUGGGCCCGCCCCAAGGGCAGGGCAUAUCUUCGGUGCAGCAACAGUUGAUGCAAAGUGUGCGGAGUCCGCCACCAAUAAGAAGCCCUCAACCAAGUCCAUCAACAAGACCUUCGCCAUCACCAAGAAACCAGGCAGUGGCCAGUCCUAGAGGACCUCAACCCUCGCCCCACGAUCUCGCCUCAUCAGAAAUGCUUUUGGGACAAAACCAUUCGUCGUUGCACCCGCACGCUAGUCCGGCCGGCGCUCAGAAUCAGGAAAGCGAAAUGCCAGCGAUGACGCCUCAAGAUCAGCUGAGUAAAUUUGUGGAACAACUCUAGUGGUGUCGGACGCUUUUAGCUUCGUCGUAUAGGAAAUCAGGAAACGAAUGACGGUCGAGGUACGGUCAGGAUUGAACGAUAAUGUUUUGAGGCACGAUGCGACCUCAAAAAAAAUAAACGCUAUCGGCCCCCUAAAAGGGAAAUUGACGAAUGAAAACCAGAGAAAAAUAAACUAGAACCAGGACCAAUAAUAAGGGAGUUGUGCAUGUUGUAUUUAUAUACAAUUUUUUUUUUAAAAAUUAUGCCAAUAAGAAAAAAAUAUUUACUAAAAUGCAUUCUAAAAAAACUAGUGUUUAUUAAGGUACAAUAAUUAAUUUAAAAUUGUAUGCUGCAUACCUGACGCACACUAUUUUUUCGGUUGUGCAUUUUUAAUAAUGUAUCUUCCAUUUUUUUUUUAAUGGAAGAAGAGAGACUCCGAAAGAGAACUGAUAAGGAUUUCUGAACAAGUGAUAUAUGCCCUGCCAAGUGCAGCUUAAUGUAUAUAAUAAGUAAAUUAUGUAAUGUAAAUAUUUUAAAAGUUGUUGUACAUAUGUGUCAUAGUACUUUGUACAAAUAUUUUGUGAAUAAUUUUCUAGUAAAUACUAAUUAAUUGAGAAAAAAAAAAAUACCUAAAAGUAUUUUGGGCUUUGCGAGGCUGUGUUUUAUUAUGGAUUGUUACCCCCCACCCCCCCGCCUACUUGAGGCAUAGCUACGCAACUGUUUGCUCGGUUUCUUUUUUACUACAUUGUGACUUUUUUAGCAACGUCUGUAUAGAAAAUUUAAUAAAAUUUUUAGAUUUAUAAGUGCCAGUCUUUGUACUGGUCGCUAUUGUGAUGGCCGGUCUUAUCCUGUUAAAGAGGAUAGGCUCCUGUUUGUUUUUAUAUAAUAUAUUUAUAAUUUAUAUAUAUCGUCUGUUUUAUUUUCUUCUCAUUGUGUUUUUUUUUUUUUUUUUUGUUACAUUCCACAAACCCCUGUGGAGUGUGUGUGUGUGUUUACCUGUGCUGGCCCUCCCGACAAUCUUUACAUAUGCCAGUGCAAUAAGAUAAAAAAAAUGAAAAAAAUGAAAACUUAUUCGACACUCCCUCCUAAUUUAUUACUUGAACAUAUAAAUUUAGAAUAAAUUAGCAUUAAGUAUUAUAUGAAAAUGAAUAAAAAUUGCUAUUUAA
Messenger RNA from Ceutorhynchus assimilis (cabbage seed weevil), 8787 nucleotides. NCBI's taxonomy places the organism in Eukaryota, Metazoa, Arthropoda, Insecta, Coleoptera, Curculionidae. The record is from the annotation of a GenBank genome assembly.